GCUCCACAGAACACGUCUCUUUGUGGUUUCCUGCUCAACUUCCUGUGCGCAGUUAAGGACUAGAGCAACACGUACUGUGAUCCACUAACACUUGGAGCUGACCUGGAUCACUGCAGAGAGCCGAAUGGAGAUGAGUGAGGAUAUGUAUGAAAAUGCAGGAUACAUUGCAGACAGACAAUCCGAGGACAAGAAUGUCUAUGAAAACAUGCAUGGACAUGGACAUACCGGGACCCGAAGAACAGGAAACAGACAGGAAUUUCAGAGCCCAGGAUAUGAAACGACUGGGAGCCGAAGCUGCAGGUGGGCUGCAGUGAGUCUGGGGCUGCUGUGUCUUCUUCUGCUGGCUGCCACCACAGUGCUGUGGGUUAUGUUGAGCAAGCAGCCUACAGAGACUGUAGAGAGGGAUGGUCUUCAGCAGAAACUUUCCAAAUUGGAGAAGGCGAUGCAGCAGGGUUGGACGUUUUUCAAUGGCACUCUUUACUACAUCACUGUUGGAUACAAGAACUGGACUGAGAGCAGAGAGGAUUGCAGAGAGAGAGGAGCAGACCUGGUGAUCAUAAACAGCAGAGAAGAACAGGAGUUCAUCCAUAACAAUCUGCGAGGCAAUAGAGCUUGGAUUGGCCUGACUGACACUGAAACAGAGGGAGUCUGGAAAUGGGUGGAUGGAUCAGCUCUGACCACUGGGUUCUGGGAGGAAGGAGAACCAAAUGAUCUGAACAAUAAUGAGGACUGUGGCUACAUGGCCCUUCAAACAGAGAUUUUUCAGAGGCUCACUACAAACGGACUGUUAUGA
Pygocentrus nattereri (red-bellied piranha) is the source of this 793-nucleotide messenger RNA. RefSeq names its product hepatic lectin-like. The transcript is spliced from 6 exons. Lineage: Eukaryota; Metazoa; Chordata; Actinopteri; Characiformes; Serrasalmidae. The coding region runs from base 125 to 793 and encodes 222 amino acids. The record is from RefSeq and is a predicted model, not a curated record.